Molecule: messenger RNA, 459 nt
Organism: Cryptomeria japonica (Japanese cedar)
Lineage: Eukaryota; Viridiplantae; Streptophyta; Pinopsida; Cupressales; Cupressaceae
Product: glycine-rich RNA-binding protein GRP2A-like
Exons: 2
Coding region: 1-459 (152 amino acids)
Source: RefSeq, a predicted model, not a curated record
AUGGAAGAAGUUUUAAAGAAGAAAGAAUACAUUGAGGAGCAUGGUGGAUCACAUGAAUAUGAGAAAGCUCACAAGGUUGAACGAGAGGAGAAGCUUGACACUUCUAUAGAUAACCAUGAGGAUUGCUGCAAAGCAAGGGUGGUCUUUGUCAUGGAAGGAAGCAAAGAGGAGAUUGAUGAAGACCUAUUUUGGGAUGAGUUAGAAGCCUUCUACUCAUAUAUUAACAUCAAGCCACCAUCUCUCAAGCUAGAAGAGGGCGGGCGCAGGGGGCGGCGGCGCAGGGGCGGCGCUGUGGUGGCGGGCGGCGCACUGGCUGGGCGCAGGCGGCACGCAGGCUGGCGGCGCGCAGGCGGCGGGUGCUGCACCGGCGGCGCGGCAGAGGAUACCGCCGGCGGCGGUGGUGGCCGGGCGGGGGGCCGCCUGGAAGCGCACCAGCUAGGCUGCGCGUUUUUAGAUUAA